This is a messenger RNA of Trichoderma atroviride IMI 206040, 1363 nucleotides long. Lineage: Eukaryota; Fungi; Ascomycota; Sordariomycetes; Hypocreales; Hypocreaceae. The record is from RefSeq and is a predicted model, not a curated record.
AUGCGCAAUUUCAGUGCCAUCAAAGAACAUGCUUCGGCAUUACACGCUGCAGCGCUAGGUGGUCACCUCGAGAUUGUGCAGCUUUUGGUUGACAAGGGAGCGGAUAUCAAUGCGAGUCACGGUAUAGUAUCUGGUUCGGCAUUGCACGCAGCAGCAAUGGAAGGUCAUCUCGACAUUAUAUCCCUUCUCCUCGAGUAUGGCGCCAAUAUCCAUGCUGAAAAAGAAGAGUAUGGUUCAGCGCUUGAGGCUGCCGCUGCUUAUGGACAUGAAUGGCUUGUUCGAGAGCUACUUGAACGAGGAGUCGAUGUGAACGAAAGGGGUGGCCAAUACAGAACCGCGCUCCAAGCUGCCUAUCACCUCUCCAACAGCGAGCAGGCACAAGAUAUGGCAAAGUUACUUCUUGACCAUGGUGCUGAUGUUCAUGUCAAAGGUGGUAUGUUUGGCAGCCCUUUGAACGUUGCAGCAGCAAAUCUACGCCUUCCGAAUAGCAGCAUCCAGCAGCUGCUGGAUUUGGGCGUCGAUAUCAACGAUUGCGAGGUAAUAAAUGGCAAAACAGCUUUACAAGCCACUUUAGAGAACUUUACCGACGACACUGAGCCCACAAAGUUAAUUGAAAGGCUUCAAUUUCUCUUCGAGCGCGGCGCUGAUGCUAAUGUUGGGGCGGAACUUUUCGGCUUCGCCCUCCAUUCAGCAGUGAUGGCCAAUCAUGAAAGCGUUAGGGUACCGCUCUAUCGGAAUGUAGGCUUGGAGUUUCUCCUUGACAACUACCCUGAUAUCAACGUCAAUGCAGAGGGAGGCAAAUAUGGCUCUGCGUUACAGGCAGCGGCAUACGCUGGUCAGCCUGAAUCAGUCAAGCUGUUGAUACAAAAAGGAGCAAAAGUCAAUGCACAGGGAGGAGGGUAUAGAAAUGCCUUGAAUGCAGCUACCAUCUGGGGAUUUUGGGAUAUUGUCACGAUCUUACUGGAUAAUGGUGCGGAGCCAGACUGUUAUCGAUCAGAGAAGCCGGAUGAAGAAUGGCUUUGUAGAAUGGUGGAGAAGUGUGGUCGAGGUGCUAGAGAAAGAUAUAAAAGGGUUUGGGAAAUGAAGAACCCAAAGCUCGACGUAGCUGACCGGGGUUUAUGAGACGAUGUGUAGCAGGGGCUUGGAUGGCUAUACAUAUAGAUGGUGAUACGGCAUGGCUGAGAGAAAGUCUGGGAGGAACCGAAAUGGUAGCUGGAGAAGUGCUGAACCACAUAAGUACAUAUACUGAUGACUAUAGAAUGUUGGUCAUCUUUCAUAGCGCAGAGACGAGUAAGCACGUUGUUUCCGUGCUAAUGCAUCAAAUACAGCCUAAAAGUGUUUCCCUUUCUUUCUCUCACGAAAA